Molecule: messenger RNA, 1795 nt
Organism: Zalophus californianus (California sea lion)
Lineage: Eukaryota; Metazoa; Chordata; Mammalia; Carnivora; Otariidae
Product: putative MAGE domain-containing protein MAGEA13P
Exons: 2
Coding region: 276-1319 (347 amino acids)
Biological process (GO): negative regulation of transcription by RNA polymerase II
Cellular component (GO): nucleus
Source: RefSeq, a predicted model, not a curated record
CCCAAGAAAGGACUGAGGGGAGCUCUCACCGCAGAGAGGGUGCCCAAGCCCCCAGCCGCCAUUUGUUGUCUGCCCGGAAGGCCCCUCGCGGGGCCCCGGGUGUGGUGUAUCAGGACGUCCAUCAGGAGUCUGGGGGAUGUGAGGCUUUCUCUGACGGGAGCGGACUCCGGUCGUCAGAGGGACGUGUCCCAAGCUCUGGCAGGCGUUAAGGCCAGUUGGUUGCCAUCCCCCACCUCCUGCCCACACUCCUGCCUGCUGGCCCAACACAAGUCAUCAUGCCUCUCAGUAAGAAGAGUCACUGCCACAAGCCUGAAGGAGACCUUAAGGCCCAAACAGGAGAUCAGGGCCUGGUGGGUGCACAGGUUCCUGUAACUGAGAAGGAAACUGCCGCCUCCUCUCUCUCUCCUUUGAUCCAGGGCACCCCAGAGGUGGUGCCUGCUGCUGGAAAACCAAGUGUUCACCAGAAUUCUCAGAAAGCCGACUCCUCCUUCACCACCGUCAAAGCCACUCCAUUGAGCAAACCAAAGGAGGGCUCCAGCAGCCCAAAACAGGGUCCGAGCACCUCCCAGGCUCCACCAGAUCCUGAGUCCUUGCUCAGUGAUGUGCUAAACCAGAAGGUGGCUGAAUUGGUACAGCUCCUGAGUGCCAAGUAUGUAACAAAGGAGCUUAUCACAGAGGCAGAAAUGCUGCAGAGUGUCAUCAAAGAGCACAAGGGCCACUUCCCUGUGAUCUUCGGGAAAGCCUGUGAGUGCAUGGAGCUUGUCUUUGGCAUUGAAGUGAAGGAAGUAGACCCCAUCAACCACUCCUAUGUGCUUGUCAAAAUCCUAAAUCUCACCUACGACGGGAUGCUGAGUGAUGACCAGGGCAUGCCCAAGGCCGGCCUCCUGAUCCUUAUCCUGGGUGUGAUCUUUGUGGAGGGCAACCGUGUCCCUGAGAAGAGGAUCUGGGAGGUGCUGAAUAAGAUUGGAGUGUGUGCUGAGAGGAAGGAUUUCAUCUAUGGGGAGCCCAGGAAGCUCAUCACCAAAGAUUUUGUGCAGGAAAAGUACCUGGAGUACCGGCAGGUGCCUAACAGUGAUCCUCCAUGCUACGAGUUCCUGUGGGGUCCCAGGGCCCACGCUGAAACCAGCAAGAUGAAAGUCCUGCAGUUUCUGGCCAAGGUCAAUGGUACCAACCCCGCUUCCUUCUCAUCCUGGUAUGAGGAAGCUCUGAGAGAUGAAAAAGAGCGAGCCCGGCCCAGAGUUGCCACCGCCAGUGGUACUAGGGCCACGGCCAGUGAAAGUUCCAGUGUCCCAUCUAGCAGCUUCUCCUGCCCUGAGUGAUGUCUGAAGAAGAUCCUCCACUCUGUGUUUGAAGAGGGCAAUCAAGGCUCUAAAUAGUGGAGGACUGAAUUGCAGAUUUUAUCUUUUUGGUAUUUUUUAAACGUUCACCUUUCUAAAAGGUUUUUUAGCUUCAGAGUCUAGGCUCGUGAAUGAUACUGGUUACAUGUUUAUUGCUGUUUAUCGGGUUUAAGAAUAAGAAUUUUGCUCUUCUGGAAAACCUAUUGGGAAACUUUUAUUUUCUGAUCUGGAAGAGACUAGCAUAGCACUGAUAGCGAAAUUUCCUUAGAAAUAUGGAAGAGCCCAAAAAAAAAAAAAAAAAAAAAAGAAAUAUGGAAGAGCCCAGCAGUAAGAGAGAUGGGAUCAAGAAGUAGAGGGGGAAAUGUAAAGGAUGGUUAUCCUAGGAUUCCUGUAUCCCAGUUAGUCUGCUGGGUAGUGAAAUUAAAGCUCUGUACUUGGAUUUGUUUGGCUAAAGAAUG